AUGUCCUCGUGGUUUGUGGCUAUUCGACAGAGUCAGUGGGACGUCCUUUGGAUGGAUCUUGAGUUUAUGGAGCUUGAAGAUGUCAAGAUCCAGGGGCCCGUCAUGACGGCUAGUCCCCAGCAGGCAGUGUUCGAGGCUCUUUUCUCCGAGGGCAGACGUCUCAAGCUCAACAUCUCCCAGGCUCACGAUCGUGCGGUGACCAUGGCGGGCCACGUGAGCAAAGAGCUUCCGAAACACUUCGUCCUCUUGCACAUCACAAUCAGAACAACCGCGGCAAUGACUGCCUUUCCGGAGUCCAAGUCUGGCCGCAUUUUGCUAGGUGCUCUGCAUUUUGGAGUGGAUGAUCGCAAUGGCCCUGCCAACCUUCGUGGUCACUUCGGGUUGCAGUCCUCGAAUUGGGAUGUGUGCAUCAUGCCUCAUGAGUUGGCGUGUGGUGUCAGCCCCGUGUGCUAUGCCUUGAAUGGCUCCCUGGGAGAGGUCACGCAUUGGAGGUUCAUCGUGGUCAUGGAGACCCCGCCUGAUGUGACCGCUGUGGCCAAGAAUCCGACCGUGUCCGAAGUUCCGCACGGGGUGCUUGGCAUUGGCAUGAAUUAG
Molecule: messenger RNA, 594 nt
Organism: Symbiodinium sp. CCMP2592
Lineage: Eukaryota; Dinophyceae; Suessiales; Symbiodiniaceae
Source: the annotation of a GenBank genome assembly